Lentinula edodes (shiitake mushroom) is the source of this 1810-nucleotide messenger RNA. Its product is annotated as WD40-repeat-containing domain protein. NCBI's taxonomy places the organism in Eukaryota, Fungi, Basidiomycota, Agaricomycetes, Agaricales, Omphalotaceae. Gene Ontology annotation, cellular component: mitotic checkpoint complex; kinetochore; bub1-bub3 complex. Gene Ontology annotation, biological process: mitotic spindle assembly checkpoint signaling. The transcript is spliced from 9 exons. Gene Ontology annotation, molecular function: ubiquitin binding. Bases 353 to 1369 code for a protein of 338 amino acids. The record is from RefSeq and is a predicted model, not a curated record.
UCUCACCUGUUCCUGAGCACCUUGUUCAGCUUCUCUUCUGGCUUCUCCCUGGCUUCCCCCAGCUUCUCCCUCAGGAAGGUAACGGAAACUAUCGGUCCAUUAUCGCUGUCGUUCCAAUUACAAUCACUUGGAUCACAUAUAUAUAUACAUGUAGCCAAUAGCAGCCAAUAGUGAGCCUGCGAGAAGUUGGACGAUUGUCGAGAAAAGUCGCCCGAGUAGAAAAAUGUUCAAGGCAUCUGAAUAAAAAGAAGAACGUCUCGAGACGUCUUGUCAUUGAUUGCGUUACGCUCUACCAGCAUCUCACGUGCAUUUUCUCAAAGUUGACUUGGUUCAAAGUCCCCAAACCAAUAAUAUGGCUGAAUCCCAAUUUGCCCUUCCUUCACCACCUUUUGAUAGCAUCUCUAAAGUCCAAUAUUCCCCCACAAAUCCAAAUCAGUUGCUCGUUUCUUCAUGGGAUACGACUGUCAAACUCUACGACGUCGGCGAUGACGCUUCAGGCAGCAAAACUAGCGAACAAAAAUGCAAGUUUGAUCAUCGAGCUGCUGUUUUAGCUUGUUGUUUCUCGGAUGCUGAGCAUGGAUUUAGUGGCGGGCUGGAUACUACGGUUCGAUAUCUCGACUUCGGAAGCGAAAAGACCAAUGUCGUAGGAUCGCAUUCUGAUGCCGUGUCGAGUAUGGUAUAUGCCAAAGACCUUAAUGCCCUGAUUUCAGCUUCCUGGGACCGUACGAUACGAAUAUUCGACCCACGAGCGCCAACGCCUGAACAAUCUUCCCAUGAAAAUCCCGAGCGAAUAUACCACAUUGACCUAGUCAAUAACACCCUCGUAGUCGCGAUGGCAAGCCGUCUUUUCCAUAUAUAUGAUAUCCGAAACAUGCAGGAGCCAUCGCAACGGAGAGAAAGUAGCUUGAAGUAUAUGACGAGGUCGUUGGCGUGUAUGGUUAACGGUGAAGGCUACGCGACUGCAUCUGUAGAGGGACGAAUCGCUGUCGAAUAUUUCGAUCCAUCACCGGAAGCACAAGAAAAGAAAUAUGCUUUCAAAUGUCAUCGCCAGACUAUUGACGGUGUGGAUCACGUUUGGCCUGUCAACGCUCUUGCUUUCCAUCCGAUUUACAACACGUUCGCAUCUGCUGGCUCGGAUGGGACUGUUUCUGUAUGGGACCACAAAAUCAAGAAACGCUUGCGUCAAUAUCAUAAAUUCAACAAUCCAGUAUCCAGUGUUGCGUUCAAUUGUGAUGGCACGAAACUUGCCAUCGCGUCAUGUUACACCUGGGACGAAGGAGAACAAGGUGCACGAGUGGAGCGAGAGAGGCCUCAAGUUUGGAUCAAGACAGUGGGGCCGGAAGUCAAACCGAAAGACUGGCAAGCGUAAAACGCACACCGCCGUGAUCAGAGUUUCCCCUCCUUUAUGGUGAAACUGGAAAACUUUAUCUUUCCAUUUUCCCUGGCAUUUCACCUUCGAUAUCGGCGAUGUGAUAGGCUUUGUGUGUUGUGCGAUCUGUAGCAUACUCAUCUGCACUACAAUGUCUCUCAUUUUCUUCUUUCUCUUGAAUUUUAACAUUGAGCAGUACCUAAAAGCACGCCCUCCUUUCAUGUGGAUUGUGAUUUUUUACCUCGUGGGACCUCGUCUUUGAGGAUAUAUCUAGCUACAUCUGCGAAAUAUAUCCGCGCGCGUUGGAAUUAGGCGCAAACAUAUUGACAAUCGGCUGAUAAGUGCCAUAGCUUUUUCAAUCAGUGGGCCGUCAACACCGGAUUCAUGACCUUCUGCGUAUAACCUCCGACUCAGAAGCAUCGGGAAAUCGAAAUAUAGAGG